CACGAACGGCGAUGCUUCGGUUUUACAAAAAAGACCCUAUGUUCGUUCGAUAUUCAGUCUGCGGUCCCUGAUUCAUCUUAUCCAAAACUCCUCCCUUUCCAGCGAUGGCAGCGACGGCGGAGCACGAGCAGGUGAGGUGCGGCGACUUCGUCGGACCGCUACAGCCACGGCGGAGGAGAAGGUGGACACCAUGGGCGCGGCUACAGAGGAGGCGGAGGAGAAGGCGGACGUCGUGCGCUUGCUACACGGCUACAACCGAGGCGGAGGAGAAGGCGGAUGCCAUGGCCUUGCUGCGCUCAUGGGCGUUCUUGAGGAUGGUACACCAGCCGUGCCGCCGCCAGUCCUCUCUGGCCUCCCGCGUGUUAUCCUUCUCAACCUCCGCUCCUCCUGUCGUGAUUUGGAUGGGAAAUUGGAGGCCGGCCGUGUCCUUGUCCAACACAAAUUGAUGUAGUGCCCGACCCGGAUUUGAUUGGCUGUUAUAAGAAGCAAAGGUCCUCGGUCGGAAUCUCCAUCAGGUUUUGCCCUUCGACCAUAAUCUCCAUCAUCCCAUCGAAAUUGCAAUUUUUGACCAAACAUCCAAUGUCGCCGCCAAGUUCGCCGGACGAAGAAGCGCCGAGUUCGCCGGAGGAACAAGAACGCCCGUCGAGCCGUGCAAUGUCUCUUGUGGCGGCUACACGAGAGGUAUGUAUCCCCUCGAAGCUACGUAUCCCGUACAGCCUGAAGUUUGUGAGGCCUUGACCUGACCGUCACUAACGCCACCUUGCUGCCGCUGUUGUUGGAGAUGAGCUGAAUAGCAAGCUUUGGUUGCCUCAUUGCUUCCACUUCACUGCUCUUUGACUCUCCGUAAUUGUAAAACACCUAAUACGAUUCUUCAGCACUUGAUACUGGUGGUCAUGGUCUUCUUCCCUUACUGUUGCAAGACUUGGUUUUAGUUAGUAAUCUUGAGAUCAACGUGUACUCAUGGAUUGCUUAGAUGGAGGGCCACUGUUGGUUUUGUACUUAGAUGCGAUUGUGAAUCAUGCACGGUUCAAUUCAGAUUCAUGUGGUAUUUUUCCUAAAUUUGUGCCUGCCUGAACAUUAUUACUCUUAAACUAUGAAUAAUGAUUUUUGCAACUGUACAAGAAUUUCUUUGCCGCAUCACAAGAAAAACAGUUUGAAACAGAGAACUGUAUUGAACCUUCUAAUUAUUGUAUGAGCUUGCUUCACUUAAUUUGAACUGCAUACAUAGGCUACUUUGCUCAUGCAUGCAUCGAUACUAUUGUGUAUAAAUCUGCUUAUGUAUAUCACUAUUUGUGUAUCUAAGAUGGCGAUCUCAAAGACAAUAUUUUUAAUGCUUUUAUGAUGUUAAAAUGUUUUCGACUCCCCUGUUGUAGUUAUUAUUUCUGUCCCCUUGCUCGAUUAUGCUUUUUCUUCAGUUAACAAUUAGCUUUGCAGAAUAUAGAUAUGCUAGCUGCACCUAGGUUAUGAUUUUCCUUCAGUGAAGAAUUAGCUUUGCAGAAUAGUUAUGCUAGCUGCACCUAGCAAAACAGGAUUACGAUGUGUAAACAGGAUUAGAAAUAUCUAGAAUUGAAGGACUUCAGUUGGUGUUUGUUAGCUAGAUGGAAUUAGAUUUGUGGACAUAUCAGUUUAUGGGUGGCUAUUUGAUUGGUGAAUUCACCUGCUAUAUGAGCACUAUUUUUAAUAAAUAGUGUGCAACUAGAGAAGUAUAGGCACAGGAUUUACGAUAAAUGAUUCAUAGAAAGAAUUGUAAAAAAAUGCUAUUCUUAAUUUCCUGGACUAGCGUAUAUUUUUUCCACUACAUUAGCCUUCAGAUUCUUCUUGGAUUUGCUUUCUGCACCAAUGUUUUCAGUGCCAUCCUUCUUCCGUGAUGCUGCUGCAUGCCAGGAUUCGCAGUGGCACCGCCGCAACCAGCAAGGACACAAGAUCACGAGGAUUGUUGCCGCUUCCGAGGACAUGGGAGCUGCCAUAGCCAGCGAGUACGUGAGCACACACAGUCACCAUCACUUAAGAGGAUGCGAGAGCCAUCUCAGCUUGAGAGGAUGCGCAUACCAUCUCCGGGUAUAUAGCAGUAACAUCUCUCCCUAACUCCACUCUGAUAUGUAGCAUUUUUUUCUAUCCUAUUGUGAGACUGCAGUGUGUGCAACAAGUGUUCUUCUAAAUGUCUGAGCAUAAAGACUGCUCAUGGGUGAUGCUUCUGUGACCAAACGUCUAUGUGAGGGAGUUCUGUGAAUACACUCCGAGGGCGGGGAUCCCAUUUCAGUGAAAUCAUGCUACGUACUAUAACUUAAACACGCCAAGAAGAUGAGGGAUAGUCCUUCGUUGGAGCGAUAUUUCUUCCAAGGAUGGUUGUUGGCAUGGAUCAGCACCAGUAAUACCCUGAAUUUUCUGAACUUGGCUCCUCUAGCCUAACUUGAUGAUGAAAGUUUCAGUCAAAUGAAUUUAUUAUGUAUAUUUGGCUUGGAGUUAAUCCCCAAAAAAUAAAUUUCUUAUGUCUAUUUUACAAAGAAAGCGUUCAAUUAUAAUUAGCUAUACCCUGCAUUUGCACAUACUUUGCCUGGAAGUGAUCAAUUGGACAUCUUGAGCUUGAAACCGAUCAAGGAAAUACUCUCUCCGUUCCUAAAUAUAAGUCUUUUUAGAGAUUUCAAUAUAGAUAGCAUACAGAUGUAUAUAGACAUGUUUUGGAGUGUAGAUUCACUCAUUUUGAAUACGAUGAAGAAGAAAAUGAGGAACUCAAGGCUUACAAUAAGUGAAUCGUCACGCAAAAAGUAUACUCUAGAGAUUACAAGAUGCACAUGUAAUUAAUAAAGGUUUGCUAGAUUCAUUUAAUAAAUUAAAUCUGUAUCCAAUUUGUUUUCCUCCUGAGAUAUCCUGCACCGGUUCACUCUAAAGUAUGUUGAUUACAACAAAUUAUCUAUAGAAAAAAUAUUAUUCAUCUCUCCCGUUGCAACGCACGGGCUCUUUUGCUAGUAAUAAAGCACGGGUUGACUCCAUGGAUUCACCGUCACAAUGCACUUUCUUCCCGUAAAUUUACGCUUUCAAUUUGAAUUUUAAAACUUAUUCGAGGUGGUACUAAAAUUUAUACGUGCAACUCAAUUAACCGGUACGUUCUCGUUUAGCUGGGCUGCAAUACAGUUGGGCCUUGGCCACCGGACGUCUCUACGUUUCGUUAAAAAAGAACGUUUUAUCCAAACGCUCAGCGGACGGAGCUGUGGCAGAAGAGGCGGCGUGACGGAGCAGAAGGGGCGGCGCGACGGAGCAGGAGAAGAUGGUGCGGCGCGGCGGGACCAGCUGCUGCUGCCCCCAUGCGCCGUCGCCGUGGGAGGACCUCGUUGGCGCCGCGAAGGGGGCACAGCUCAGGUUGGGUACGCCGUCGGCCAUCGCCGGCGGCGAGCACGCUCCACUGUGACAUGUCCGCCACAGCCAGUCCUCUCCCGCCUCCCCCGACUCCGUGUCCUUGUCCAACGCAAAUCAAUGGAGCUGCCGACCCAGAUUGUUGUUGGCUGCUAUAAGAAGGGAGGGUCCUCGGCUCGAAUCUCCAUCAGGUCAGUUUUGGACGAAGCAUCCAAUGUCGACACCGAGUUCGCCGCAGGAAGAAGCGCCGAUUUCGCCGGAGGUAGAAGAAGCGCCGAGUUUGGCGAAGGUAGAAGAACAGCCGUCGAGCUGUCCAAUUUCGCCUGCGUCGGCUACAGCAGAAGACCUUAAGAUCAGCGAUGAACAUACGUCGAGCCGUCCAAUAUUUCCUGUGGCAGCAACACCAGAGAAAAUAGAUGACAUCACUGAACUGAACAUUGCAGAGGAUUUUGAUAACCGACCUUCCAAAAAGGCAAAAAUUUCUGAAUCAGGUGUUCUGGAACCAUCACCUGUGUCACCAACUAUGAAAACAUCUUCUCCAGGUUCAGAGUGUUUUGAAUCGAUCGUGCCGGAAUCAGAUAAUCAGAUGAAUCAUGAUACACUACCAUCACCUCCAUCCCCAUCUAGCUCGACAAUAUCUCAUGUUUCUCUAUUGCAUGAUGUUAAGGAACCAGAUUCACAUAAAGAGAUCAAAGUUGAUGAGACAUAUGAUUAUCUCCCACAAGACUAUACAUUGACCGACCAUGAUCUAUGUGCUCAUAUAGCAAUAGAAUCAUCUUUCAGAAAACAAUUGCUGGUUCAGAUAGAUGGAAGUUCUGUCUUGCAACAUCAAUUGAUGUGCCUGCUAGAUGAAAAAGAGUGGGUAAAUGAUGAUGUGAUCAAUGCAUAUAUAUGUUGUAUAAAGGACCAAAUACAUCUCCAGAAUGAUAAUAAAGUAUAUUUUGAGAGUCCAUUUGUUACCUCACUAUUUAAACGAGAUGGCACCAUUGGAAUACAAGAAGAUAGUGCCUUCAUGACAGAGACUGUCCUUGAAUAUAUGCAGCAUGACAUGAUUAAACUUCCAAUAAAUGCCAAUAACACACAUUGGUAUUUAGCUGUUGUGAAUACAAAAAAAAUGUGAGGUUCAAGUACUAGACUCAUUGUGCUGGAAUUCUGACAGAGAUGAUCUCGCUAAUACGCUACGAGGAAUACAAUUUCAUUUGGACCUUCUUAAAAGUCAAAAGUUGGUAAGUGACGAUUGGAAAGACGUUGAUCUUACUGAAUGGAAGAUCACAGAACAAUUACAAAAGGCAAUUCAAAAAGAUAGCUCUUCAUGUGGUUUAUUUAUGGUUAAAUUUAUGGAAUAUUUCACCGGAUGUGCACUAUCCUACCCAAUUACACAGGUAUAUUUUUUUUAAAUAAAAAGUAUGUUACUCGUACAAAAAGUACUUUUGAAAUAUACUAAUAAUUGUUCGUGUUGCACAAGAAAUGAUUACUUCUUUUAGGUUUAAGUUAGCCAGCAUACUAUUAUGUUGGAAAACAAACACGGCAGCAAUGACUACAAUCGUUGAAGAAAGUGACGAUGACAGCAAGGGAGAUCCUGAUGAUGUUCAAAUAUUGGAAAGUUUAGAUGAUAUAAAAAAAACAAAAACAAAAAACCCGUUAUCUGUUGAAAACAAAUACAGAUCACUAAUAUCAAUUCUUUCUAAUAUGACCUUACAUGAGUUAACAGCUGGACUUUGUAGUUUCAUUAAAUCAAUCAAUUACACCGAGAUUUUAGAGUAAGUCAUUUUAAAUUAGUAUUGCAACUGUAUAGUAUCUGAAUUGUUUUCUUAAUGGUUUAUUUUCUUAAUUUGUAUGAUUAUCAGGAAAGUAUGGAUUCAGAGUUCAAAACCAUAUCCAAUAAGCUUGUCUCUUAGAAAACUACAAGGAAUGCUAAAGGAUGAUUUACCCAUGGACCGAGAUUGCUUUAACUUGAUCGUAUGAAAGAUUAUGUUGGAUGACAUCCAAACAUCAAAAAAAAAGCAAUUGAUGGCAAAGCAUUAUCUGGACAUGAAAUUUUGGAUGACUACUGAUUUUGGAAGGCACCCAGAUUUCCGUAAAAAGUUAGAUGUGGAGCAACUAGCAAAUUCUGUUCGUAGUUGGCCCGGUAUCAAAUAUAAUGUUUCAACAUGCAAAUCGAUCCAUAUCCCAGUAUAAUCCAUUGAUGAAUUCAUUCUAUUCACAUUGGACCAAGAUACAAGAACAGUAUACAUUUUGGACCCUACUCCUUUUAAUCCAAUAUACCGAUACAACCCACUCGCAAAAUAUUUGAAAAAAAUUAUAUGGAUUAACGAACACUUACCGAAAGCAAUGUCAAAAGCAUGCCCUGGGUGUAGAUGGAACGAGGAUAUUCUCCUAUGGCAUCAUAAAAUCCUAGAUGAUAUUCCAGUUUACAACAGGGAACUGUCUGGUUAUCUUGUUCCCCUAUUCAUGUCCACAUGGGAAGAUGAAAGACCACAUUUGCCAUUUUUAAAGGAUGGAUAUGAACUCAGAAAACUAAUUUUGGGCCAAGUGCUAACAUUCAAGGACAAUGAAUUUGAAGAUAACAUGCCUGCUGGUGUGUUGGAAUUCAUCAAUUGCAUUAGGAAAAUCCAAAAUUAAAUUGGGAGCUCAAUCGGUGGAAGGUGAUUUGUCGGAGAGAAUUCUUGCAGCCAACAAUUAAUAGACAAUGAGCAGGGAGACAAUGACAAUUAAUAAUAGAUUUUGGUUUCUACUUAAGAUAUCGCUUACAUAUAUGUAGAAAAAAUUUGGAGCUUGCCGGGAUAUAGUUUUUUUUGGGGUUACCAAUUAUAAGCGAUGAUGGAGUGCUUCAAUAUUUGAUGUUUGGGGGUUCAAACAUGACAAUACUGUGUAAAUCACAAAUAAUACAGAAUCAUGUACCGUGUUGAUCAAUAAUUAUUUUAUAGUUUGUUUCUA
Messenger RNA from Triticum urartu, 6288 nucleotides. RefSeq lists its product as uncharacterized. Lineage: Eukaryota; Viridiplantae; Streptophyta; Magnoliopsida; Poales; Poaceae. The record is from RefSeq and is a predicted model, not a curated record.